Anopheles marshallii is the source of this 1755-nucleotide messenger RNA. RefSeq names its product 5-aminolevulinate synthase, erythroid-specific, mitochondrial (gene Alas). Gene Ontology annotation, biological process: hemoglobin biosynthetic process; erythrocyte development; heme biosynthetic process. Gene Ontology annotation, molecular function: pyridoxal phosphate binding; 5-aminolevulinate synthase activity. The coding region runs from base 16 to 1755 and encodes 579 amino acids. Lineage: Eukaryota; Metazoa; Arthropoda; Insecta; Diptera; Culicidae. The transcript has a single exon. Gene Ontology annotation, cellular component: mitochondrial matrix; mitochondrion. The record is from RefSeq and is a predicted model, not a curated record.
AGCAGCAUUAAGAAGAUGCCUUGCCCGUUCCUGACCCGUCUCAGCACGAACUACGUGCGCAAUUAUGCUCCGGCCCUGCUCAAGACGUACGGUGCCCAGUGUCCGGUGGUGCAGCGUACCAUCUCGUCGCUGCAGGGUUCCCAGGCCGGUGCCGGUGGUGCUGUCGGUACUGGAGCAUCCGCUGGAACGCAAGAGGCUGUUAGCAAGAAGGAAACCUCGGCCGAGGCACGGCGCAAUUUAAGCUCGCUGCAGCAACCCAAACCACUGCAGCCGGAACCGGUGGCCAACAAGCAGGUCGGUACGAAAAAGUGUCCCUUCUUGAGUACGGCAUCCCCGCAUGUUAAGGAGCUCGGUGCGGAAAGUGUGGAGGUACCGACGGAGCGCACGUUCCAGUAUGAGGACUUCUUUCACGAGCAGAUCCUGCGCAAGAAGCAGGACCAUUCGUACCGCGUGUUCAAGAAGGUGAACCGUUUGGCGGCCGACGGGCAGUUCCCGCGUGCCCUCGAGUACUCCUGGGGCGAACGACCGAUUACGGUGUGGUGCUCGAACGACUACCUGGGCAUGUCGUGCCACCCGGAAGUGAAACGGGCCGUCGCGGAUGCACUUGAAACGUACGGUACGGGUGCGGGCGGUACCCGUAACAUCUCGGGUAACUCGAUGAACCACGAGAAUCUGGAGCGUCGUUUGGCCGCGUUGCAUCAGAAGGAGAGUGCGCUACUGUUCACCUCGUGCUUUGUCGCGAACGAUUCGACGCUGUUCACGCUGGCGAAGGCACUGCCCGGUUGUCACAUCUUCUCCGACGCCGGGAACCACGCCUCGAUGAUACAAGGCAUCCGGAAUAGUGGAGUGCCGAAGCACAUCUUCCGGCAUAACGAUCCGGCGCAUCUGCGCGAAAUGUUGCAGCGCGUCGACCGGUCGCUGCCGAAAAUUGUCGCCUUCGAAACGGUCCAUUCGAUGACGGGAGCCGUCUGUCCACUGGAGGAGCUGUGCGAAAUUGCGCACGAGUAUGGUGCGCUCACGUUCGUGGACGAGGUGCAUGCGGUCGGCUUGUACGGUGAGCACGGUGCCGGGAUAGGAGAGCGCGAGGGUCAGCUGCACAACAUGGACAUUAUUUCCGGCACGCUCGGAAAGGCGUUCGGUAAUGUGGGUGGAUACAUUGCCGGAACGUCGCUGCUGGUGGACAUGAUCCGGUCGUACGCGGCUGGGUUCAUUUUUACCACCUCGUUACCGCCCACCGUGCUGUGCGGUGCACUGAAGGCGGUGGACAUUCUUGCGUCGGAGGAGGGCCGUCAGCUGCGCGCCCGUCACCAGGAGAACGUUCGCUAUCUGCGGACACGGCUGCAGGAGGAAGGAUUCCCGGUGGAGCAUACGCCCAGUCAUAUCAUCCCGGUGAAGAUUGGCAAUCCGCGCCAGUGUACGGAGGUGUCGGAUCAGAUGAUCCAACGCUUCGGACAUUAUGUGCAGGCCAUCAAUUAUCCGACGGUGGCGCGUGGUGAGGAGAAGCUUCGGCUGGCUCCGACGCCUCACCAUACGCCCGCCAUGAUGGACGAGAUGGUGCGCGACAUGAAGGUGGUCUGGCAGGAUCUCAAGAUGCCGCUGGGCGGCAAACAUUGCCCGGAAGAGUGUACCUUCUGCCGGAAGCCAUUGCUGUUCGAUCGUUUCGAGGCACGCACCAGCGCUACGGCGGCUAACUGCGCUCGAGAGCUAAACUGUCAGAUACCGAACUGCCCACAGAUUGCUGCCGUCGCCAACUAG